GCCCAGGAGGCGGGUAUGCGGCUGCGCGUUGGGCGCGCCACGGCCGCGGGCGGGUUGAGGCGCUGCGCUCGCCCCCGCGCCGCCAUUUUGUGCCGCCGCCCGCAGCAGGAUGGAGCCGAGUACCCAGGGGAAGCUGCCCGCCGCCGCCUGCCGCCGCCUCGCAGCCCCUCGACGGAGCGUUGCUCCGCAACCCCGACCGCACCGCUGGGAACGCUGAGGAGCCUCCUCUGCCCGCCGCCGCUCAUGGAGCCGAGCGGCCGGGAAAGCGCCGGCCUAGGGCGGGCCCGGCUGAGCUUAGCCGCGGCCUGGCCUAAGCUGGCGGGGCCUAGCGCGGCCCCCGCCGGCGCCUCGCCCCAGGCGAGCCCGCCUUUCUCUUUGCUGCGGCUGAUGUCGCAACUCCUCUCCCCGCUGCCCGCUUUGCUGCAGCGGCUGCUGCCCGGCCCCGCGCUGAGCGGUGCCCUCUGCCCCGCCGGACCGCCGCCCGCCAAGGGCCCCCAGCUGCUGCUGCUGUCGGAGCCCGCCGCCUCGCUGGACUGGGCCGAGGAGACGCUGCCGUGGCCGGAAGAGCCCCGGGAGAAGGGGCGAGAGGGCAGCGCGGAGCCCCUCCCGGGCCUCCGGGGAAUGGGGCUGGUGCGGAGCAGCCUGGUGUCCUUCUCCGUACCGCGUGUGGGCUUGUACAUGCAGGACCCGGAGCAGGGCCAGGCCUCCUCCUCCUCCGGCAAGAGCCAUCUGCCCCAGCCCCUGCGAGCCGACGUCUCCGCGGAGGCCUGGCGAGGCUGCCCCGCCCGGGGCGGCUUGCCGGAGGCUGAGUUCCUCCGCAGCAAGCGCUUGGCCUUUCUCCAGCAGUGGCAUUUAGCGAGCUUAACUGUGCCAGACCCGGACCACGGCUAUCACAGCCUGGAGGAGGAGCAGCACAAAGGUGUUUGUCAAGAAGAGGUAGGGCUACGAAGAGAGCAGCCGUGCGAUGCCGGGGAGUUGAAGGGACCCGAGGAGCCGAGAGAUACUGAGAGGCAAUCUGGAGGUUGUCCCCUGGAUCAGGAGGGCGUAAGGGGUUCAGCUGAGAAGGGGGCACUGGCGGGGGAAGCCUUGACUGAAGAGGAUGACGAGGACUCUGAAAUAGAGCAAAACCUUCCAGAUCCAGCCAGACCUGUCUGUGCGAAUAAAUUAAUAGACUAUAUCAUAGGGGGAGUUUCCAGUGGGGAGGAGAGUGCGGGUGAUGAGGAUGACUGGGAUGAUGAUGAUGACGAUGGGUUUGAUAGUGAAGGGCUCCCCUCGGAUUCAGACGCUGGUAGCCAGGACGGAGAAAGGCUUCAUCUCUGGAAUUCCUUCUACAGUUUGGACCCGUACAACCCUCAGAACUUCACAGCCACCAUUCAGACAUCUUCCAGUAAUCCGGGAAAGGAUAUGUUGGAUGUGGAGGAGGAGGAGGAGGAGGAAGAUUCUUCAUGGGCAGAGUCUUCAGGCUCUCCUCAACCUAGUUCUGAAGAGGAGGACGACUGGGACUGUAGCAGUGUGGAUGAGGCAGAAAACUUGAAACUUUGGAACUCAUUCUGUACCUCAGAUGAUCCAUAUAACCCUUUAAAUUUCAAGGCAGCCUUUCAAACAGCAGAGAAGAAAGGGGCGCCUGGUUUAAAAGGAGCAGAGAGGCCGAGUUUGGUCGCUUCUGAGCGUAGUCACUUAACUGUCUGCCAGGUGCAGCUGGAAAAACAUAACUGUGGGGUCGCUGACUUUGUGCAGCAUGACAUUCUUUCUGGUGAGAAGUGUAGGAGUACCAAGAGGAAAAAGGUAACCUUCCUUGAAAAAGUUACCGAGUAUUACAUAAGCAGUGAGGAGGAUCGUAAAGGACCCUGGGAAGAGCUUGCACGAGAUGGAUGCAGGUUCCAGAAACGUAUCCAAGAAACAGAAGAAGCCAUAGGUCAAAAUAAAAAAGCAGCACCGUUUGGAUGUGUGUUUGGACCUGAAGGAUGUUGUGUGGCUGUUAUCCAAGCAGUCUCUUCGAUCUUGGAGAACUUGGUGCUUCAGUUACUCUGGACAACUCACUUGGUUCACUGGUGCUUGCAAGAAGCUUUAGAGUGGUGUGAAUUAACACCUGCAAAUACCGAUCCACUGUUUGCAGAGGCUUGGAAGAGGCUACAGCUGGGAAUGGAACAGAAUUGACAAAUUGGACACAAACUAGGUCAAAACCUGCCUCUUCCAAAGUGCUUGUGCAAAGUGAGAAGUUAGGUUUUUUUUUUUCCAACCUGCAGUGUAUCAAGCGCUCUGGUCUAACGCUGCAGAUUCUCACUGAGGCAUACUUGCUUGGUAAGCUUUUCCCCCUCAAACCUCAUGUUUCCAGAGUAUCAAAUGUAAGCUGAUAGGAAAUUAACACUAACUUCAUUACAGUAGACAUCCUCUUAAAAGCAAGCCAAGCUUGGUUGUCACCAUUUUCCCUGUAACAUAUCUCAAAGUGGUCAUAUGGGAUAUGUACAGUUGUACGUGCUUUGAGUGAGACAGUAAUAAUAACACUUGUUGAACUUUAAAUCAAAACUGUAAUUAUAAGAUUUUAUUUUUGUAUAAUUUAGAGAAAGUUAGAAAACCUUCAACAUUGGCUUUAUACAGAUUUUAAUUGAUUUGUGUCAAGUUUGUUGGGUUUUUAUAUCUAAAGUUAUAUUUCUGUACAUAAAACUAUUCAGAACUAAUCUGUAAAUUGUAAUAAAGAUAUUUGCAAGAUA
This is a messenger RNA of Phalacrocorax carbo (great cormorant), 2711 nucleotides long. The record is from RefSeq and is a predicted model, not a curated record. NCBI's taxonomy places the organism in Eukaryota, Metazoa, Chordata, Aves, Suliformes, Phalacrocoracidae.